GGACAGCCCAGGCUCCUCCCUCUCCUAACGUCACCCGAUCCCGAUCUCUCCCAGGCUUGAGCGAUUGUCGGGAACACAGUGUGGAAGCGGAGCAGCAGGGCGGUGCGCUUCGCUGCAUGUGGUUUCAUCCAAAAACAAAGAACGCUUCUAGACUGAUCUGUCCGGGACUGACCGUGGCUGCACAAAGCCACAACUUGUGGAAGUAAAACAAAAAAAGAAAAACAAAAAAGGGUUGGGGGGGACGCAGCCAGCAGAUUGUUUGGUGCGGUAUCAGCCGCGGACGGAAGAAAAGGCGACGGUUGUCCGGAGGAACUCUCCAAGUGUUGGAAACUUAACGGGCGCAGCAUCGAUCACGGACCUCCCGCCCACUAUUCCCCCUGAUCCACGGCGCCGGAGGGGAGAGGGAGAGAGUGAGAGAGCGAGAGAGAGAAAGAGAGUUGUGCAGCCGCGGCGGUGGAUGGAGCGACAAAGGAGUGUACGGUUAAACUAGGAGCGCGCCUUUGAAACCAACUCCAUCACCAAACGCAGCCUGCCUGGACCUCAUUUCGGGGUGGGGGGACGCAUUCCCGGUUACUUUGCUCAAAGUCUCCCACCGGCGACAUAAAUUGAUGCUUUGGCACGGAGGAGCGCACCGCCGAUCUUCGAGUUUUGCGCAAGUGUCCUGCAGCUCAGUGAAGGAAGCGGACUAGUUCAUUCACGCAGGUUGGCAGAGAAGAGCCGGAUAGUUGGCGGUGCCAUGGCGAUGCGCGCGGAGAUAUGGAUACUCGUGUUGGCUGUGCACAUUCAAGCUGGCGGUGGACAGAUGGUACAGAUGGACUCCAGUAAGUCUGGCUUUGUGGGUUCACAAGUGGAACUGCGUUGCAUUUUUAUCAACAGUAACCCACCAGUCAAGAUUUCUCAAGUCACCUGGCAGAAGUUGAAUAACGGUACCAAACAGAAUGUGGCCAUAGCUAACCCUGCCCUCGGUGUGUCAGUGCUGCCAGACUUCAGGGCACGGGUGAGCUUUAAGCAGGCAGCAGUUCGCCACCGCACGCCCUCUCUUGAGGACACGAGCAUUGUGUUCUCCAACCUACAGCUGUCUGACGAAGCUGCAUACAUCUGCGAGUACACCACAUUUCCUCUGGGCAACCGUGAGAAUAUGGUCAACCUCACUGUGUUUGCUCGGCCAGUCACGCGUAUGACCUUGAUCACGCCGAGUAUCGUGGCGAGGCCUCAGAAACGCAAGAUGACAGUUGCCACUUGCACAUCAGCCAAUGGGAAGCCUCCAAGUGUGAUCAAAUGGGAUACCAGGUUGAAGGGUGAAGCCACUUUCCAGGAGACCCAAAACCAGAAUGGAACCGUAACCAUACGGAGCAACUACAUGGUGAUACCGAGCCGAGAGACGCACAAGCAGAAGCUCACGUGCAUCGUGACCUACCGCAGUGAAACGUUCACAGACAGCGUGGAGCUCAGUGUGCAGUAUGAACCAGACGUGAAGAUCGAGGGAUUUGAUGGAAACUGGUACCUAAACCGUCAGAAUGUCCAGCUGACCUGCAGGGCUGACGCUAACCCCCCUGCCACCAUCUACCAGUGGAAACUUUUGAAUGGCUCCCUGCCCAGUAACGUGGAGAUUAAGAACAACACCCUCUUCUUUAAGGGACCGGUGUCCUACGACCUGGCCGGCACGUACGUCUGUGACGCCACAAACAGCAUCGGGACUCGCACCGGAGUCGUGGAUGUCAACAUCACAGAAAAACCAAUGCCGCAGGGUCCCCCAGGUGGUGUUAUUGGGAUCCUUGGAGGUGUUGUUGCCAUUGGACUUAUCGUUGGUGUAGCUGUUACUGUUUUCAUGGUUCAUCGGCGGCAGCAGAAGACCCGCACUGAGACAGAUAAUGACCUGACUGACCUCCCACCUGCCCACAAACCAGCCCCACCCCCGCCUAAGAAGAAGAACAGUGACAUGAAGGGACACUUGACAUCAGAUGACAUCCAGGUGGUUCAUCUCGACAAGGAGGAGGAAAUACAGAAGCUUCCUCUUCAGCCUCCUUAUUACGACAUGGCGCCCUCUGAGUCAACCCCCUUCACUGAUAAGAUGGACUCUGGGAGGAGUGCAGAAGAGCUACUGAACCCAGCUGAAUACAUGAACUACCAAGGCGUCUGCAACAUGGAACAUUUUCCCAAGUCCCAGCCUGCUCCAACCCACCCACAUGUCACCUUCUUGCCUCAGCACCCCUACACCCAGCACUCAUCUGAGGAACCGAUGUACUCCAACACCAGCUACGCCACCCCCGGCCCUCGUGCUGGGUUCUCAUUCCCCAAGGAGCAAUCAGUGUGACAUGCCACAUGCAUCUUUGCUGUACAACAAGCAACAUGAUAGUGCCAUGAUGCUUCAGCAAAAAAAAAUAAAAUAAAAAAUAAAGCUGUGCUGAAACUAUGUGUAUCCAUCCCCACCUUGCAUCUGUUUGUUCCAUAAGCUUAAAACGUGUAGGUGCUCCCUGCCAUGAUGAAAGUGUGCAGAAUUUGUGGCCCUCUGUCUUGUGUAUUAGGCACUGUUUGUUCUACAGAGGCUGUCUGUAAACUUUGUGAUGUUAGAAUAGUCAACACCAGAA
This is a messenger RNA of Thalassophryne amazonica, 2588 nucleotides long. RefSeq names its product nectin cell adhesion molecule 1b (gene nectin1b). The record is from RefSeq and is a predicted model, not a curated record. Gene Ontology annotation, cellular component: adherens junction. NCBI's taxonomy places the organism in Eukaryota, Metazoa, Chordata, Actinopteri, Batrachoidiformes, Batrachoididae. Gene Ontology annotation, biological process: homophilic cell-cell adhesion; protein localization to cell junction; heterophilic cell-cell adhesion.